GAAAAAAGGUAUAUAAUUAAUGUAUUGCAUUAUUUCAUCAGUAAGAUGUAUUUUUUUUCUGUUUUAUUUGUGAAACUUAAGAAAAAUAACUGUGAUCAAUUUUGUUAUUAUUAUUCAUCUAAAUUUUGUUGGAAAAUAAAAGAAAAAUAUUUAUUAGCUGGUAUGUUAUUGAAGUAAAUAUAUCAUAAACGUCUAAAUAAAAAAUUGUUAACUUCAGAUGAAAAUACUUCUAAAUCGUAUGCAAACAGAUUAUGCUUUAUUCGCUACAGAUGGUGAAAUGAAAAUAAUGGUGGAAUAUGCCGAGAAUGGAAGAAAAUUUACUAUCGUGUAUAUAGGAAUUUUUUUUGUAUCAAUGCUACAAUUUAUGAUUCCACCAUUAAAGUCAAUCAUUUUGAGUAGUAUAAAUGGAACGAGUGAACGACCAUUGAUACAUCACGUCGAAUAUUUUGUAGACCCUCAAAGAUAUUAUUAUCUUAUUAUUUUUCAAUCUUAUGUGAUUAUUUUUGUCUGUGCUUUUAUUAUCGCUACGAUGGAUACAAUGUUCGUGGUUUUCGUGCAACAUGCUUGUGGAUUAUUUACAACAUUAGGGUAUCAACUUCGUCAUAUAAUCGACAAUAAUAUUUUGUUGAUAAAUUUGUAUCCUUCGAAAUCAAAUGAUAAGUCUUAUAAAAAGAUUUCUGAAUGCAUUCGUAGACAUCAAGAAGCUAUACAGUUUACCGAUCUAUUGGAAUCAUUUUAUUCCACAUCCAUUUUUCUCUACUCGGGAAUUAGUAUAAUUGGAAUGAGUGUUUCUAGUCUACAGGCUAUUCUAAAUGUCAACGAGACCAAACAAUUUUUUCAACAAAUGUGUGUUUGUAACACGACAUUAUUUAUUAUCUUGUUUCAAUGUGUGAACGGUCAACGGCUUAUCGAUCAUAGUAGUAAAAUGCACGAAUAUCUAAUAAAUACCGAGUGGUACCGAACAUCAUUACGAACAAGGAAAGGAAUCUAUUUCAUGUUAUUUAGAUCACGAAAACCUUGUAUGCUAACUGCUGCAAAAAUGUUCAACGUAUCCAUGGAAACGUUUAGCGCUAUUGUUCUUCAGACAAGACAAGGGGAUCUCUCUAUUUUAGUCUAUUCUCGACAUUCUAUGAAAGUGAUGGAUUUCUUUGAUGGUCGUCACUACGCGAUCAAUAAAAGCAUGCUAUCAUUAUUGGGCCAAUGGCCUUAUCAAUCGAUUAGAACAAAAUACAUUCGUUUGGAGAUUAUAUUUUUAUUAGCUGGGACACAAAUUUUAGCUAAGGUAGCAGCUACCAUAACUUCCUUUAGAGAUAGAAAUGUACUACUAGACGACAUGGCACCACUUGUUGCUGAUUCUAUCGCAGCAAUCAAAUUAAUUAACGUAACAGUACAAAAAGAAAAGAUGAAAAUACUUCUAAAUCGUAUGCAAACAGAUUAUGCUUUAUUCGCUACAGAUGGUGAAAUGAAAAUAAUGGUGGAAUAUGCCGAGAAUGGAAGAAAAUUUACUAUUGUGUAUAUAGGAAUUUUUUUUGUAUCAAUGCUACAAUUUAUGAUUCCACCAUUAAAGUCAAUCAUUUUGAGUAGUAUAAAUGGAACGAGUGAACGACCAUUGAUACAUCAUGUCGAAUAUUUUGUAGACCCUCAAAGAUAUUAUUAUCUUAUUAUUUUCCAUUCUUACGCGGUUAUCUUUAUCUGUGCUUUUACUAUCGCUACUAUGGACACGAUGUUUGUGGUCUUCGUGCAACAUGCUUGUGGAUUGUUUGCAGCAUUAGGGUAUCAACUUCGUCAUAUAAUCGACAAUAAUAUUUUGUUGAUAAAUUUGAAUCCUUCGAAAUCGAAUGAUAAGUUUUAUACAAAUAUUUCUAAAUGCAUUCAUAAACAUCAAGAAGCUAUACAGUUUGCUAAUCUAUUGGAUAAAUAUUAUUCAACGUCGUUUUUUCUCGUAUCAGGAAUUAGCAUGAUUGGUAUGAGUAUUACUGGACUACAGGCUAUACUAAGUAUCAACGAACCCAAACAAUUUUUUCAACAAAUGUGUGUUUGUUAUACGACAUUAAUUCAUGUCUUGUUUGAAUGUGUAAACGGUCAACGACUUAUCGAUCAUAGUAGUCAAAUGCACGAAUAUUUAAUAAAUACCGAGUGGUAUCGAACAUCAUUACGAACAAGAAAAGGAAUCUGUUUUAUGUUACUUAGAUCACGAAAAUCUUGUACGCUAACUGCUGCAAAAAUGUUCAACAUAUCUAUUGAAACGUUUACCUCUAUUGUUCGUACAUCGAUUUCAUAUUUUACCGUUUUGCGUUCGAUACAGUAAAAUUUUGAUAAAUAACAUUUUAUGCAAUCAUACAUUGAUUAUUAAUAUGCGGAG
Molecule: messenger RNA, 2362 nt
Organism: Vespa velutina
Lineage: Eukaryota; Metazoa; Arthropoda; Insecta; Hymenoptera; Vespidae
Product: odorant receptor 13a-like
Exons: 16
Coding region: 218-2308 (696 amino acids)
Biological process (GO): detection of chemical stimulus involved in sensory perception of smell; sensory perception of smell
Cellular component (GO): plasma membrane
Molecular function (GO): olfactory receptor activity; odorant binding
Source: RefSeq, a predicted model, not a curated record